This is a messenger RNA of Podospora bellae-mahoneyi, 829 nucleotides long. It is a transcript of the gene PRF1, whose product is annotated as peptide chain release factor 1. Lineage: Eukaryota; Fungi; Ascomycota; Sordariomycetes; Sordariales; Podosporaceae. Gene Ontology annotation, cellular component: cytoplasm; prefoldin complex. Gene Ontology annotation, biological process: microtubule-based process; protein folding; tubulin complex assembly. The record is from RefSeq and is a predicted model, not a curated record. The transcript is spliced from 3 exons. The coding region runs from base 194 to 829 and encodes 211 amino acids. Gene Ontology annotation, molecular function: tubulin binding.
GCGACCGAGGACGUGGUGUAAACGUCUUUCAAUAACAAACAACAUCUUGACCGAGUCUUUUUUGCGCGCGCGCAAUCAGCUAGCUGGCUAGUAGCUGUUUCGAUAUCGCGACCUUACCCACCUACCUACCCAACAACUAAUCGACCGACCGAGACCGACCGAACGAUCGAUUCCAAGCAAGACAUUCACGAUCAUGGCUACCACCUCCGCCGCGGUGAAAGGGAAAGGCGUAGGGCCAGACGGGAAGGACACCAACCCCCGAGGAAUCCCCUACGCGCCCUUUGUCGACAAGGUAGAAGACUACGUCUCCUCCCGUUCAGACGUCGAGCCGACGCUUCGGUCGUUUCAGGAGAUGGUGGCAAAGUACCAGUUUAUGGAGCAGAACCUGCAGCGGAGGGUGGCGGGGCUGACGGAUAAGAUGCCCGACAUUGAGAAGACGUUGGAGACGGUGAGGUUUUUGAAGUUGAGGAACGAGGGUGAUGACGAGGGGGAGGGGGGGGGAAUCGAGACCACGUUUGAGCUGAAUGAUACGCUUUACGCCAAGGCAAAGAUUGGGAGGACGGAGGAGGUGUAUUUGUGGUUGGGGGCGAAUGUUAUGCUGAGUUAUCCGAUUGAGGAGGCGGAGGAGUUGUUGGAUGGGAAGUUGGAGGCUGCGAGGAGGAGUUUGCGGAAUUGUGAGGAGGAUUUGGAUUUCUUGAGGGAGCAGAUUACGACUAUGGAGGUUGCGGUGGCUAGGGUUUAUAACUGGGAUGUGGUGCAGAAACGGAAGGAGAAGGAGGAGGAGGAGAAGCAAGGGAAAGGGAAGGAGGAGGGGACGGCGGGGGGAUGA